Molecule: messenger RNA, 773 nt
Organism: Stegostoma tigrinum
Lineage: Eukaryota; Metazoa; Chordata; Chondrichthyes; Orectolobiformes; Stegostomatidae
Product: relaxin-3-like
Exons: 2
Coding region: 118-567 (149 amino acids)
Cellular component (GO): extracellular region
Molecular function (GO): hormone activity
Source: RefSeq, a predicted model, not a curated record
GCACCGGGGAUCCUCAUUCUCGCUCCUCAACCUCUCUCUCUCUGUCUCCUUGUGCUCUCUAUUCUCCCCUCACUCCUGCAUCCUCAGUCUCACAGGAUAAGAAAGACAGUCCACGUCAUGCAGAGGUUUUGGUUUAUCCUGGCCCUCUGGCUGGUCAUCUCAGAGUUUCAGCUGGAGGCUAAUGCUCAUAAACCUGUUCUUGGAGUAAAACUCUGUGGGAGAGAAUUUAUCCGGGCAGUCAUUUUCACCUGCGGAGGCUCCAGGUGGAAAAGGACAGGAAGAAAUCCAGCAGAUAUCUCUGAGAACCCUGACUACCUGGAGAAGACGAUAAAAGACACCAAUUUUGAUGGCUGGCCUCUUUCAGAAGAUGUCACCAUCUAUGAGCCAGAGAGUUGGAGAGUGCUGGUACGACUUGGGGGAGACAGCCGAAGCAGGAGAAGCGUUUCUGAUGAUGUCUUAGAGGCUUUGCGAAGCACCAACAGGAAGGGGAGGGAUGUGGUGGCAGGUCUGUCCAGUGCUUGUUGUAAAUGGGGUUGCACCAAAAGUGAGAUCAGCUCACUCUGUUAGAGUACACCUCUACAUCAUCCACAACCUCCUGUACACCUCAACAUACAACAGAAGCCUGAGGACUGGGGUGAAAUGCGCAAAUAGCUCUCUUGCCAAGAUCUCAAGCCUCAGAGGCCACAAAAGCACAGUACAAAUAUCUGUGCAUGAUACAGGAACAGUGAUCAAAAUUGAAACCAGCAAUUUGCACAAUGCUGACUUGUUGACAG